AUGGAGCGCCUGAAGUUAGUCCUGCAGUACUUCCAGUCCAACUCUGAAUCCAUCUCUAAUGGAAUCUGUAUCAUCUUGGCCUUGGUCAGUGUCAAACUCUACACGAGCUUUGACUUUAACUGCCCGUGCCUUCCGCAGUACAACAAACUGUACUCUCUGGGAGUGAUGAUAGUCCCGCCAAUCAUUCUGUUCUUUCUGGGGGUCCUGGUUAACCGGCACACAGGCGUCAUGAUGGAUGAGUGGAUGAGACCCAUUGGGAACAGAUCCAAAAACCCUGCUGUGGUUAAGUACUUGUUCUCAGCCAUGCUCCAAAGGGCCCUGCUGGCCCCAAUGGUGUGGAUCCUGGUCACUUUACUGGAUGGAAAGAUCUUCAUAUGUGCCUUCAGUGUGAGCGUAGACCCUGCGCUCUUCACAGGCCUUCCCAACAAUACAGGUCUGGAUGUGAUCAAAAUCAUGGCCAAAGUGCCCUGCAAGGAGGACAUUAUCUUCACGAACAGCUCUUUCCGCAAAGCAGUCUCUCGUUAUGUUCGCUGCUAUUCACAAGCAGUCGGCUGGUCCAUCCUCCUCUUCCUCAUUGUACUGGGAGCGAUGGGACGCCUCAUCAAGCCCUGUUUCGACGACCAUGCCACCUUCCUGCAGACGCGCUACUGGAGCAACUACCUUGACGUGGAGCAGAAGCUCUUUGACGAAACCUGCGUCCUGCAUGCUCGUGAUUUCGCCCGGAAAUGUGUGGUGCAGUUCUUUGAGGACAUUAGGGAGGACGCCGUGCUCCGUCUACCCCACCCACUAUUCGUGGCAAGCUCCAAAGCGGACUGGGAGGAUGAAGAAGAGAGACUUCAUGGGAUAGCAAAGCAGGAGCAGGUGGACCAGCUGCUCAAUAAGUGGUACUAUAGUAAACCUGAACUGGACGUCACCAGGAUAGCCCACAGACCCAGGCCGUGUGUUACCUGGGAGGACCAUAGUGGGAAGACGUUAUACUCUGAUGUCUAG
Larimichthys crocea (large yellow croaker) is the source of this 990-nucleotide messenger RNA. RefSeq names its product calcium homeostasis modulator 3 (gene calhm3). Lineage: Eukaryota; Metazoa; Chordata; Actinopteri; Sciaenidae. The transcript is spliced from 4 exons. The record is from RefSeq and is a predicted model, not a curated record. Gene Ontology annotation, molecular function: monoatomic cation channel activity. Gene Ontology annotation, cellular component: plasma membrane. The coding region runs from base 1 to 990 and encodes 329 amino acids.